AUGUCUUCAACCUAUUCAGCCUCGUCGCUGAUGAUCGGGCCUCCACCGAUGAUCAAAGAUGACAUAGAUCCCAACUGCUGGAACUUCACCUACGGCAACUGGCGCAUUCAAGAGUUUUACACACCAAACUACCCCGGCGAGUACCUCAACAACACUGACUGUGUCCUGUACUUGGAAG
Messenger RNA from Candidula unifasciata, 178 nucleotides. Lineage: Eukaryota; Metazoa; Mollusca; Gastropoda; Stylommatophora; Geomitridae. The record is from the annotation of a GenBank genome assembly.